AUGCCCAAAAGUCUCGUGGAUUUUUAUUACAUGUGGAAAACAACUGAUCAUCAUGUCCAACAAAAACGAAUGAAAGCUGCUGAGGCUGAGCAUCGCCUCAAGCAGGUAUACAUUCCAAACUAUAACAAGCCGAACCCUGCCGUUUUAUAUCCUCCUUCUGGGAAUCCAGGUGUGCCUGAUAAUCCUCCAAAUCGAUGUGAAGGUUGUCAAGCCUUAAAUUCUGCUCAGUGGUAUGCACUAGGUCCUCCAACAUGUCUCUUAAAGGUAUGCAGCAAUUGUUGGAACUACUGGAAGCGCUAUGGUGAUCUCAAGGCGUCUUCUAUCCUUUCUCGCGUAAAUGGUACUCAGAGUAGCGGGAACUGUCUUUCUGAUCUUUCCUUUACUUGCCCCGUCAAACCCUGCUCCGAAGAGUUCUCCUCUCGCGUUCAUCUUGCUCAGCAUUUAGAGGCCUUCCACCAGCAUAUUGGUAGUCAUUUAGCCGACGAGGUUCAGCCUGGACCGUCCUCUACGACACAUCUUGUAUCUGACACUUUUUCCGCCUUGCCUACAGAAGCUAUUACGACAACACCCUAUAGCUCUUCUUGUGGCCUCGCUUCGGUAUCUGCUAGCCUUAUAAAGUCGCGGGGUGCAACCACUAGUUUUCACUGGCAUGCUCCCCCUAGCCUCAGGCUUGCUCGCCGCCUGAUGUCAAAAUCAGACACUGGCACUACAUCCUACAUCCAUCGCAUUGCCAGACGCCCAUGUCUGCCCUCUAUUUUCUCUGCAUUGAAUACUUCGGAGUCUUCUAUCUGGAGUGGUCCUACAGCACCUAGUCUUGCUGCACUUUUCAAGGAGACUGCUCCUAUUUUAAGUCAGAUUUCUUCAACACAAGCUAAGAAAUUGUUGGAUUUCUGUCUUUCGGCUACUCGGAUGGCCUCCGGUGAUCCUGAAGAUCCUAGCACUUCAGGCCCAUCGAAUCUGCUGAGCAAUGUGAGUUAUUCAUUCUAG
Molecule: messenger RNA, 987 nt
Organism: Protopolystoma xenopodis
Lineage: Eukaryota; Metazoa; Platyhelminthes; Monogenea; Polystomatidea; Polystomatidae
Source: the annotation of a GenBank genome assembly